Messenger RNA from Dendrobium catenatum, 1435 nucleotides. RefSeq lists its product as uncharacterized. Lineage: Eukaryota; Viridiplantae; Streptophyta; Magnoliopsida; Asparagales; Orchidaceae. The record is from RefSeq and is a predicted model, not a curated record. The transcript has a single exon. Bases 102 to 1094 code for a protein of 330 amino acids.
UGUUUCAUUCCUAAUUCUGUUCCUUUUCCGAACCAAAAGACUGACCGGCUCCAGAACAGUAGCGUAGACGAAACCCUCGUCCUCUACCCUCAUCGACGUCGAUGGCAACGACGAAAUCGUGCUACUCUUGGCCAGCGAUGCUCGCCGGCGUCCUCUCCGAAUCAUCCCGUGUCGUAUCCGAUCACUCCCGUCACUUCCUCGCUCUCUCCGUCCUGUUCCUCCUCCCACUCUCGUCCGUCCUCAUCGCUUCCCCCUCUCUCGUCCCUCUCCUCAUUCACCGCCGCCAAUCUCUCCAUCCUCAAUCUCUCCUCCGCGAAGCUGCCCCCUCUUCUUCCUCACCCGAUCUCACCAGAGCCCUAAUUCUCGCCGCAGCCGCCGCCACUCUCUUCCUCCCCAUCGCCUCCGCCGCCGUCGCCGCCGUUACACGCAGCGUCAAUCAUGGAUUCUACGGAAGACCGGUUAAGAUCCUUCCCAACCUUCGAUCGCUACACAUCCCCGUUCUUCACCUACUUGCUACCCUCCUGUGCGGCUUUCUUAUCUUCUCCGCCAUCGUCGCCCUCAUCGUCUCUCUCUGCCUCCUGGUCCUCUUUGUCCUCUCAAUCCUUGACGUUGAAUCUGGUUCCGUCCCCCCAUACAGCUUCGCGGCAGGGGUUGCCGCUAUCACAAUUGCGCGUUUCCAGUUAGAAUGGUGCCUCGCCGGCGUAGUCUCCGUGAUGGAGUCAAGCUGGGGGUUUGCGCCGCUGAAAAGGAGCGCUGAGUUGAUCGAUGGGAUGCGGUUGGCGGCGAUCUGCCUUUGGGUCUUUUUUGGGGCCGGAGCUGGAUUUACACUUUGGGGCUUUGGUCUCUGGGAGGUUCCUAGCGGUGGUAACUGGUAUGGCGUGAUUCCGGUAGUUGGGAAGACCGUGUUAGGUUCUGCCUUGAUGGCUUUACUGCUUUUGUACAUUUUUGUGACCCACGCGGCUCUAUACUUGUACUGCAAGGCGGUGCAUGGGGAGCUUCUAGGGGAGAUAGUGGAGGAGUUUGCUUCCGAGUAUGUUACUUUACCGUUUGACGAUAACAGGGUUCCUCAUGUUGUUUCUGUGAUUCUGCGAUGAAACAAAGGAGGCUGUCGUUUAUGGUGGUGGUUCAUACAGUUUGAUGAACUUCUUUGUUUUUUUUGUUUUAAGUUUUUUAUCUUUGGUUGUAGGGACGUGUGAUGUUUGCGCAAUUGCCUCUUGAGGCAAAUUGGUGUGCCAAAGUUGCAUAUAUGGUGGGCGACUUCUGUACAAAAAUGUUCAUGCUUUGGCAUGGACAAUGCCUACUAAUGCUCUUUUCAAAUCAGUGUCCUCUUAUACUAUUACUCUGUAACACCACAUUUUGUAUGAACUUAACUUUUUUCUAGAAGACUGAGAAUUCCGUGGGGGUGGAAUAUGAUUAUUAAUUCUUUUUGUUUCUA